AUGAAAGGUACUCGCGAGAACCAACUGCUCUAUGCUCUACAUCUCGAAGUGCCCUUUGAGUCCGCCAAACAGGCGCAAAUCGCGACAAAGGUCUUGAGUCCAGACCCCAUUUUGAAGCCGCAGGAUUUCCAUGUUCGAUACUCCAGUAAGGACUCCCUUUUGUGUCUCGAUUUUGAAGGCCUCGACGAUCGAGUACUCAGAGUUGGCGUAAGCAGCGUUAUCGAAAGUGUCAAAACCAUUCUGGAGACAAUCGACGAGUUCGAGUAG
Molecule: messenger RNA, 267 nt
Organism: Lachancea sp. 'fantastica'
Lineage: Eukaryota; Fungi; Ascomycota; Saccharomycetes; Saccharomycetales; Saccharomycetaceae
Source: the annotation of a GenBank genome assembly